AUGAGACUCCAUUUGCUUCUCCUUAUUCUCCUUCUCUUUUCAAUUCUCUUAUCCCCAGUAAGAGGUGGUUUGGGUGCUGCUGAAGGUCAUUGUCUCAAUUUGUCUGGUGUUUGCAGAAGAGAUGUCUGUAAAGUAGUAGAAGAUCAAAUUGGUGCCUGCCGAAGAAGGAUGAAGUGCUGUAGAGCAUGGUGGAUUUUAAUGCCAAUUCCAACACCACUUAUCAUGUCAGAUUAUCAAGAACCCCUUAAACCAAAGUUGAAAUGAAACUGAGAUAAAAUAAAAACACAUCAAAAGUGAAGUUAUUUGCAUCUAAGAAUAUUAAAAUAUACAUAUUAAGUACUUCCAUCUUGAUAACCAUCUUGCAUUUUCACUUAACAACAUAAAUGAAUAAAUACUAAUUUCAAAUA
Molecule: messenger RNA, 407 nt
Organism: Pongo pygmaeus (Bornean orangutan)
Lineage: Eukaryota; Metazoa; Chordata; Mammalia; Primates; Hominidae
Product: beta-defensin 109
Exons: 2
Coding region: 1-264 (87 amino acids)
Biological process (GO): cell chemotaxis; defense response to bacterium
Cellular component (GO): extracellular region
Molecular function (GO): chemoattractant activity; CCR6 chemokine receptor binding
Source: RefSeq, a predicted model, not a curated record